AUGUCUGGAAGAGGAAAGGGCAGUGGGAAAGGUCGCGCUAAGGCGAAGUCUCGGUCGUCCCGGGCUGGCCUGCAGUUCCCGGUGGGCCGUGUUCACAGGCUCCUGAGAAAGGGCAACUAUGCUGAGCGUGUGGGUGCCGGAGCGCCGGUCUAUCUGGCUGCGGUGCUGGAGUAUCUGACGGCUGAAAUCCUGGAGCUGGCCGGCAACGCGGCCCGGGACAACAAGAAGACCCGCAUCAUCCCCAGGCACCUGCAGCUGGCCGUGCGCAACGACGAGGAGCUCAACAAGCUGCUGGGAGGGGUGACUAUCGCUCAGGGCGGGGUGCUGCCUAAUAUCCAGGCCGUGCUGCUGCCCAAGAAAACUUCCGCUGCUGGAUCUGCUAAAAAGUGA
Messenger RNA from Hemiscyllium ocellatum (epaulette shark), 390 nucleotides. RefSeq names its product late histone H2A.L3-like. The transcript has a single exon. The record is from RefSeq and is a predicted model, not a curated record. NCBI's taxonomy places the organism in Eukaryota, Metazoa, Chordata, Chondrichthyes, Orectolobiformes, Hemiscylliidae. Gene Ontology annotation, cellular component: nucleosome. The coding region runs from base 1 to 390 and encodes 129 amino acids. Gene Ontology annotation, molecular function: structural constituent of chromatin; DNA binding; protein heterodimerization activity.